Molecule: messenger RNA, 1683 nt
Organism: Coprinopsis cinerea okayama7#130
Lineage: Eukaryota; Fungi; Basidiomycota; Agaricomycetes; Agaricales; Psathyrellaceae
Exons: 2
Coding region: 1-1683 (560 amino acids)
Source: RefSeq, a predicted model, not a curated record
AUGACGCUGACUAGCUCAGAGCUUGAGCUCAUCGAGCGAGAGAUCGUUCACCUUGAAAAUCGCCUCCACUUGCUGAAAGCCCGUCGAAGGUCACUCCUGAGAACAGCGAAGCCGAUACCACGACAGCCGACAAGUACUCCCAUCGACCACCUCCCCGACGACAUUCUUCGAGAGAUAUUUGAGCUAUGCCUUCCUGACCAACGCCAGCCGACAUUGGAUAACCUCGAAGCCCCGCUGCUUUUCACUCGUGUUUGCCGCAGGUGGCGAUUUACGGCAUGUAACACCUCGAGGCUGUGGGCGCAACUUUACAUCGUUCCACCAGUCAUCCAAGCUAAGACAUCACGAGCACUCCCUAGUGGCGAACAAUCACACACCAAGAUCCGAUUCCAACGCAUCGCAAAGUCGUUUGUGAAGGCCGUCGAAGACUGGACGUCUCGCAUUGGAGGACGCCCUCUGUGCUUUACGCUCUCCCAGAAGGAUCACCAGUUCCAGGAGGAGGAUGAUCUGGUUCAGUCUCUGAUUCAAGUGCUCCUCCAAUCAUCGCGGUCGUGGAAGCGAGUCGAGAUCAGUAUCCCCCUCAGGAGCGCCGAAGCGCUCAUUAAGCGCCCAUCCAGUCACUUUCCCAUGCUCGACUCUCUUGUCCUCUGCUGCACUUCCCGCUCCAGGCUCGACCCAUUGGGAAAGCCGUUCUCCCUCUUUGCACCACCGGCUCCUCAAAACCAACAGCAGCUCAUGUGUUGGAAAAACGCCCCGAUCAUUCAUUCUCCAAACCUUCGUUCACUCCGCUUGGUUCGCGUGGACGAGCCGGUCCUCGAGGUGGCAACGAACUGGUCGGCGCUGCGCUCACUCGUAAUCGAGCAGCAGGGCAACCUUGGUGGCCUCAUGUCGUCUGAACAGUCGAUCACGAUUGACGUUCCGACCGCCAUCGUCCUUCUGCGACGGUGCGAGCAACUGGAGCAUCUCAGGUUAUCCUUGACCCCAGGAGCUAGGCCAGCCUCAUCGGACAAUGAGAGCUUAUCCUCGCCGCUCUGCCUCCCUCAACUUAAGAGUCUUACCUUUCACGAGGACCGCUGCCCCUCCCGAUCAUUCUUCGAGCUCCUCGAAGCACCCGCUCUCCGUAGCCUCGAGUUCCAUACCCUUCGCAGACCCAACCCCACCGGUGAACCCUAUUCCGUCACUCCAUUUAUACGCAAGUAUGGAAACCAGCUUGAAGAAUUCACCUUCGACACCCGGUUCAUCAGUAAAGACGUAUUCACACUCUUCGAGCAUCUUGCAGGACUCAAGCACCUGUCACUAUGCCCAUCAGACUUUGUGUCUAUCACUUACGCAGGCGAAGAGCAAAGCCAUUACACAUUCACCGACGAUGAUCUCCUCUCCUUCGCUUCUUCGACUGCAAGACUCUGCCCUCGACUCGAAUCGUUCGAGUGCAGCACUCUUUCCAAACUAUCCCAUACCGCGAUUCUCCGGUUUAUCGAAACACGGCAGCCGUUGGGGCUUCGAAACGUCGCCGCCACCUGCAUCACCACCAGGGAAGACAGAGCGUCUUUGACUAAUCUCCUGAAGGAGUUCACUCGGCAGGGAAUGCAAUUGGAUAUCGCUUGGGAGUACAAAGCCAAGUUUGUUCCCUCAUGGCAGGAAGAGAAAGGCCAACAUGCGGGACGGCGUUGGACAGAGUGCUUCUAA